GCUAGUGUUUCCGGUUCACUGUUGUUGGGUUGCGUUUGUGUGGAGUUGCAACUGGAUAUAAAUUUCCCCUAAAUAUUUAUUUUCUGUUAUUUUCUCGCAUUCUUGCUCAGUCAACCCUAUGCUAUGCCGUACGCAAAUCAGCCGACGGUGAAAAUCACGGAGCUGACGGAUGAGAAUGUUAAAUUUGUGAUAGAGAACACCGACUUGGCGGUGGCGAACUCCAUCCGGCGCGUCUUCAUGUCAGAAGUGGCAACAAUUGCGAUAGACUGGAUUCAGAUCGACGCAAAUUCCUCAGUCCUCCACGAUGAGUUCAUCGCUCACAGAGUCGGUCUGGUCCCUUUAACCAGCGAUGACAUCGUUGACAAGAUGCAGUAUUCCAGGGACUGCACGUGUGAUGAUUUCUGUCCAGAAUGUUCUGUGGAACUGACGCUGGAUGUUCGCUGCACUGAAGACCAGACGCGUCACGUGACUUCCCGAGAUCUCCUGUCCAACAACCCCCGAGUCAUCCCUGUUACCUCCAGGAGUCGGGACAACGACCCCAAUGACUAUGUGGAACAGGACGACAUCUUGCUGGUGAAGCUGCGAAAGGGGCAGGAGCUGCGUCUCCGAGCGUACGCCAAGAAGGGCUUCGGCAAGGAGCACGCCAAGUGGAACCCCACCGCGGGGGUGUCCUUCGAGUACGACCCCGACAACGCCCUCCGACACACGGUCUACCCCCGCCCGGAGGAAUGGCCGAAGAGCGAGUACUCUGAGAUCGAGGAAGACGAGGUGCAGGCGCCCUACGACCCCAACGGCAAGCCAGAGAGGUUCUAUUACAACGUGGAGUCGUGCGGCUCGCUGCGGCCCGAGACCAUCGUCAUGUCGGCGCUGGCCGUGCUCAAGAAGAAGCUGAGCGACCUGCAGACCCAGCUGAGCCACGAGAUCCAGAGCGACGUGCUCACCAUCAACUGAGCCAGCACUGACCCAGUACUGACACAGCUCCUACACCAUCUACACCAUCAACUGAGCCAGCACUGACCCAGUACUGACACAGCUCCUACAUCAUCUGCACCAUCAACUGAGCCAGUACUGACACAGCUCCUACACCACCAACUGAGCCAGUACUGACACACAGCUCCUACACCACCAACUGAGCCAGUGCUGACACACAGCUCCUACAUCAUCAACUGAGCCAGUGCUGACACACAGCUCCUACAUCAUCAACUGAGCCAGCACUGACCCAGUGCUGACACACAGCUCUUAUACCAUCUACACUAUCAGCUGAGCCAGCACUGACCCAGUACUGACACACAGCUCCUACAUCAUCAACUGAGCCAGUACUGACACGCAGCUCCUACACCAUCAACUGAGCCAGUACUGACACGCAGCUCCUACACCAUCAACUUAGCCAGUGCUGACACACAGCUCCUUUACCAUCUACACCAUCAACUGAGCCAGCACUGACCCAGUGCUGACACACAGCUCCUACACCAUCUACACCAUCAACUGAGCCAGCACUGACCCAGUACUGACACACAGCUCCUACACCAUCAACUGAGCCAGCACUGACUCAGUACUGACACGCAGCUCCUACACCAUCAACUGAGCCAGCACUGACUCAGUGCUGACACACAGCUCCUACACCAUCAACUGAGCUAUGACCCAAUACUGUCUUACUUUUCACACCCUCACUGGCCUCCCUGUCCUGUUGUACUGAGAUGCAGGUCAAUCAGAUGUUCUCAUGUGUGGAUUAUUUGGACGGUUAAUCCUACUCUCUCAUCAUAUCAGCUCGUUUAAAGUGCUCAGUGAAGCUCGGCAGCCAUAAUCCAGAAACACUCCUGGUUUAAGUGCUGAGGCACUCUCAUGCGUUUGGACAAUGGCAGGGCCGCCCAAAAAUUAAACCAAGCUCACCUCAUACCAUCACCGACCAUCCUUUAGUUUCACCUAAUGCCAUUGUGCUGUUCAGCAUUCUCACGGUGGGGCUGGGAGAUCAGUAGAAAGGUGGAUUUUUUUUUCCUGUGCAUUAUUUGAACUGUUUGAAUGAUUCAAUCUGGUUUAGAAAAUGAGAUCUGGUUAUGUACCCACUGUUUUAUACAAAAUAAAAGUGUUUGUCCUGUUAAA
Molecule: messenger RNA, 2100 nt
Organism: Anguilla anguilla (European eel)
Lineage: Eukaryota; Metazoa; Chordata; Actinopteri; Anguilliformes; Anguillidae
Gene: polr2c
Product: RNA polymerase II subunit C
Exons: 9
Coding region: 124-951 (275 amino acids)
Biological process (GO): DNA-templated transcription
Cellular component (GO): RNA polymerase II, core complex
Molecular function (GO): protein dimerization activity; DNA-directed RNA polymerase activity
Source: RefSeq, a predicted model, not a curated record